This is a messenger RNA of Aspergillus wentii DTO 134E9, 1522 nucleotides long. RefSeq lists its product as uncharacterized. The transcript is spliced from 2 exons. Gene Ontology annotation, biological process: transmembrane transport. Gene Ontology annotation, molecular function: transmembrane transporter activity. The coding region runs from base 1 to 1482 and encodes 493 amino acids. The record is from RefSeq and is a predicted model, not a curated record. NCBI's taxonomy places the organism in Eukaryota, Fungi, Ascomycota, Eurotiomycetes, Eurotiales, Aspergillaceae.
AUGAGUUCAGAUUCUUCGCUGUCGGAGCCGCCCAAGGCGUACAGCUCCUUCAGCCCGUUUAUGAAGAAAUACAUUGUCUUUACUGCCGCUGGAGCUGGUCUCUUUUCCUCAUUGUCUGCGCAGAUUUACUUCCCGGCGCUGAAUACGCUGGCCAAGGACCUGGGCGUGUCGUCCUCGUUGAUCAACCUGACUGUCACUAGUUACAUGAUCUUCCAGGGCAUUGCGCCCAUGUUCCUCGGUAGCUUCGCUGACCAAACCGGCCGUCGCCCCGCCUACAUCAUCUGUUUCGUCAUCUACAUCGCCUCCAACAUUGGCCUCGCUCUGCAGGACAGCUAUGCUGCCCUGAUCGUGCUGAGAUGUCUGCAGAGUUCAGGAAUCAGCAGCAGUGUUGCGCUGUCUGCAGCGACCGUGGCUGAUGUCGCUACGAAACAAGAACGAGGCUCCAUCAUGGGCUUCGUGAUGGCGGGCAACUUCAUGGGUCCAGCCAUUGGCCCUAUCAUCGGUGGUCUGCUCGCUCAGUAUCUCGGCUGGAGGUCUAUCUUCUGGUUUCUGACCAUCGCAUCGGGCGUCUUCCUCCUCCCUCUUCUCUUCUUCCUACCUGAGACUGCACGCAAUGUCGUCGGUGAUGGAUCUCUCCCUGCACAGUCGUGGAAUCGCCCCUUCAUCCAGUACAUUCUCGGCCACAAGGAAGCCAAACAGCCUUCUCUCGCAGACAGUCAAGAGUCCAACCCACCAGAGAAGAUACACGGCAAAUUGCGCUUCCCCAAUCCGCUCAAACCCCUCGCCGUCGUCUGCCAUGCCAACUCCAUCAUCGUCCUCGUCGUCACCGGUGUCAUCAUGGGCGGUAACAUGACCGUCCUCUCCUCCAUCACAGAAGUCUACUCCUCGGAAUACGGCCUCGACGAACUCCAAAUCGGUCUCUGCUACAUCACCCUCGGCACCGGCUCCGUCGUCGCCUCCUUCGUCACCGGCCGUCUCCUCGACUGGAACUACCGCCGUCUCGCCGCAAAGAUCUCCCACACCGGCACUGCCGAACAACAAGAACAGCAGAAACGCGACGAGGCCGUCCCCGUCGAAAAAGCCCGCAGCAUGAUCACCAUCCCCCUCGUCGUCAUGGGCAGUUUGACCGUGCUCGCCUUUGGUUGGGUCAUCAACUACGGUGUGCAUCUUGCCGCGCCCGAAGUCUUCCUUUUCUUCAUCGGCAUGGGCCAGACGGGUGGCUUCAUCUCCACUUCUACCUUGUUGGUUGAUCUGCAUACUGCCCAGCCGGCGGCUGCAACCGCCGCCAACAAUAUGGUGCGCUCGUUCUUCUCUGCUGCGGCGUCUGCUGCUAUCGACCCUAUGCUGAACGCGAUGGGCCGUGGAUGGGCGUUCACCCUGGUCACUUUCAUUCUACUUGGUACUAUCCCGUUCCUGCUGCUGCUUUGUGGAAUGUGGCGUCAGAAAAAGGAGCCUGAACAGACGGCUCAAGAGCAGUCUUAAACUUGAUCAACCCAGGCUAUGCCUUUAUUGGCUGAAAAAU